GACGGGAAACUACGAUUCGCUCUUUCUAACGGCAACACGCUAGAGGCUAGAGAGAGAAGAGAAUCAUAGAGGAUAGAGAGUGUGAUGUGAUCGCGGAGGACAAAGGGAGUGAGAGAGAGCAAAGGGGGACGACGCAAGAAUGAGCAGCGCCACCACCUACUCGGAGAGCAUCGCUUCCUGCCGCCCCCCAACUCCCAUCUGCUCCCCAUCCCUCGCAGCCACGGCGGCGGCGGUCCCCGACGCAGCCCCCCUCCCCGUGAGGCGGCAGCUCGAUUUCCCCAGCGGCGAAGGCAACACGGAUGACGACGACGACUUCUUCUUUCUCGUCGCAGAGGAGAUGGAGCGAAACCUAGACCAGGUCGCGCGCCGCGCCGCGCAGAGCUUGACGCCGCCGACACUUGCGAUGGCACGCCCGACUUUCCGUGUGAAGCAGUGCAUUUGCAGGCGCGGGCCAUGUGACGUUGAGUGGAAGGAGGGGGGAUGGGCAUACGUCUGCUCGGCGACGCCGAAGUGCAGUCAUUCUUCUUAUUGCAUGGAAUCUGAUGUCAGUCCAGGUUCACAGCCUGCCUUUUUGAGUCAUCAUGAACCCCACAAUCAUAUGACUAAUGGUACAACUCAAGUUAAUGUUAGUCCCCAAGGUGCUGGUGCUACAACUCCAGUAAAUAUUACCCUCAAACGUGAUGGCGCUAGAACUCCAGUUACUUUUAGUCCCCAAGGUGCUGGUGCUACAACUCCAGUAAAUGUUACUCCCCAACGUGAUGGCGCUAGAACUCCAGUUACUUUUAGUCCCCAAGGAGCUAGAUCUAGUGGUGAACUACCGACCUGCAAGUGUACUGCUGGGAAGUGCAAAAUUCUGAAAGAAAAAGGGGUGGACUACUAUGUGUGUCAUAUACCAAAGGGAUACGGUGCAUGCUCUCACCGUGAGCCAAUUGAAUGCACUCACUGUGAGCCAAUCGAAGCUGCUGUUGAAGAACCACCACUAACUGGAUACACCAAUCCAAGGGAGAGUAAACAUUUGGGGUAUAAUCCAGUUGCAAAGGAAGCUAAUGUGCAUGCCAUGAUGGGACGCCACAAUGAAACUAGACAAUUCGAUCCUGAUCAACCCCCUGAAUAUGAUGAAUGGCCGUUCGAAAUUGUUGAGGGUGAUGUUGUACCCACAACCCACUUGUUGCCUGCUCACCCUACACCCAUUGUUGCAGUCGCUCAGGGAUCGCCAGUUAUGCUGCGCCAACAAUUUGCUACUGUCCAAGUGGGAACACCAACUACAUCACCCAUGCCACCUAAAUUUGCCAUCAGCCCCAAUACUCCCCGGUCAGGCAGUUGCUACCGGUGCCAUGAAGAAGGACAUUGGACCAUCAACUGCCCUAAGAAUGGCGCUUGUUACCACUGUGGUAUGGUUGGGCACUUUGUGAAGGAUUGCCCUGGAGUGCGCACCAAGAAAUGAUCGUAAGAAGCAUAUGAGGGUCUCAUUGUGCCUUUUGUGCAAAUGGCAGUAAGUAGUAAGCACUGAGGCUAGCGAUCUACUUCAGCAAAAUAAUUGGCUUAACCAUGGCUGUUGAUUUAGGGUUUAGGGUUGGAUGUACGGCGCCGCCGGGUACCUGCUAAACUUAAAUUUGUGGUGCCUGGCUGUAAGAUUACUGAUAUUUAUGCCCAUUAUGUGAAUGGUUAAUAACUAAGUAGCAUAUGCAGAAGGGGCAGUAAACGCACGACUCGUAUAUUCUGCGUAUGCAGUAGCGUAUGCAUUUAUAGUACUUUAAGCAUGUGUUUGACUGGUAA
Molecule: messenger RNA, 1776 nt
Organism: Hordeum vulgare subsp. vulgare (domesticated barley)
Lineage: Eukaryota; Viridiplantae; Streptophyta; Magnoliopsida; Poales; Poaceae
Exons: 3
Coding region: 140-1444 (434 amino acids)
Molecular function (GO): nucleic acid binding; zinc ion binding
Source: RefSeq, a predicted model, not a curated record